CAUUAUAUAAAAAGGUCACAUUCAGUUAAAAUUACGUUUUACAUUUAUUCAGUAUUAAUAAAAUAACGUCAAAAUGGUGAAAGCAAAAGUUUACAAAUUGGUAAAAUAUUUUGAAGGGUUUCCAAAAAAAACCGAUUUGGAGUUAGUGGAAGAGGAGCUGCGGCCAAUUGAAACUGGAGAAUUUUUGGCUAAAGCGAUAUAUCUUAGCGUUGAUCCUUAUAUGAGAAUUUUUUCAAAAAAUUUGUCCCUUGGUCAAACAAUGAUCGGAACUCAAGUUGCCAGAAUUAUUCAGAGUAAACACUGUCAUUUUCCCGAAGGAAAGUUGGUAGUAUUGAAUUCUGGAUGGAGAACAUACACCAUCUCAAACGGGAAAGUUUCGGAUGGACACCCAGAACCAUAUUUGACCCCUGAUAUCGGCGACUGUUCACCAUCAGUCUGUUUAGGCGUACUUGGCAUGCCUGGGAAUACUGCAUAUUUCCUAUUUCUGAAAUUAUGUAAUCCAAAUCCUGGUGAAACGGUUGUGGUAACAGGUGCUGGAGGAGCGGUGGGGAGCAUUGCUGGGCAAAUAGCUAAGAUAAAAGGUUGCACGGUUAUUGGAAUUGCUGGUACUGAGAAAAAAGGUGAAUGGAUAACGAAAGAGCUGGGCUUCGAUCAUUUCAUAAACUACAAGACAAAAAAUAUUGAUGAAGAAUUAAUCAAACUUGCGCCGCAAGGAAUUGAUUGCUUUUUUGAUAAUGUUGGUGGUAAAAUUGCCUUGAACGUUAUGAAACAUAUGAACCUACAUGGAAGAGUAGCACAAGUAGGAUCGAUAUCUUCCUAUAAUGAGGUUAAUCCUGUGGACUAUAGUAUCGAAAUCGAGAGAAUAGCGAAAGAAAAAGAGUUGAAAGUGCAAAGCGGCUCAGUGUAUAGCAACACUCAUCAGUGGUUAGCUGGUAUUUAUCAAUUACAAGUAUGGAUGUACCAAAACAAAAUCAAAUAUAGAGAAACUGUAACCGAAGGUUUUGAUAAUAUGUUCGAUGCUUUCCUGAACAUGUUACAUGGUGGUAAUAUUGGGAAGGCAAUUGUCAAAGUAUGAAGUAAAAAAGUGAUUGAUUUCACACUAUUCCUUAUGUGUUAGAGUGUACGAUUUAAGCAGUAGUAUUUUGCUUUUAUCUUUAAGCUGAUUUUUCACUUGUAUGAUAGAAAUAAAUAUUUAAAAAUA
This is a messenger RNA of Diorhabda carinulata, 1201 nucleotides long. Its product is annotated as prostaglandin reductase 1-like. NCBI's taxonomy places the organism in Eukaryota, Metazoa, Arthropoda, Insecta, Coleoptera, Chrysomelidae. The record is from RefSeq and is a predicted model, not a curated record. Gene Ontology annotation, cellular component: cytoplasm. Gene Ontology annotation, biological process: prostaglandin metabolic process. Gene Ontology annotation, molecular function: 15-oxoprostaglandin 13-reductase [NAD(P)+] activity; 2-alkenal reductase [NAD(P)H] activity. The transcript is spliced from 6 exons. Bases 74 to 1075 code for a protein of 333 amino acids.